Penicillium atrosanguineum is the source of this 480-nucleotide messenger RNA. RefSeq lists its product as uncharacterized. NCBI's taxonomy places the organism in Eukaryota, Fungi, Ascomycota, Eurotiomycetes, Eurotiales, Aspergillaceae. The record is from RefSeq and is a predicted model, not a curated record. The coding region runs from base 1 to 480 and encodes 159 amino acids. The transcript has a single exon.
AUGGAAGGCCAGCCAGGCUUCCAACUUCCAGGGACUAUGACGUCCGAGGAUACUCCGAUGUGGCUACAAAUGGUGAACGAGAUCCUUUUCUUGUCAGAUCUUUCAAGUAUCAUACGCGCAUCAGGAAAAUGGAGCAAGAAGAUGCGAAACGAUAAUGGCGUCCUCCAACCGCCCCACAAGCCCAGCAACCCAGACUAUCUAAUCUUUGUCAACGCCUUCUUUGGGCUAGAAAUCCCACACGAUCUGCCUCCAACCGCUGGUCCUGUAGGUCCUCUCUUGAGUCCGACUUGCCCGCCACCAGACCAGGAGUGCCGGGCAUUCUUGGCCAGGCAUAAAUCAGUCCUUUAUAUCGCCCUUGGUACUCAUAUUAUCCUGCCACACACGGGUACUGCUAAGGUAGUGAAUGCCGCAAAUCAUUUACAAGAGGAUGGAUUAAUCGAUGAUGUGAUUUGGGCUAUGGGCUAUGGGCAAGACGUGUAG